Gambusia affinis (western mosquitofish) is the source of this 6772-nucleotide messenger RNA. Its product is annotated as forkhead box protein O3-like. Gene Ontology annotation, molecular function: RNA polymerase II cis-regulatory region sequence-specific DNA binding; DNA-binding transcription factor activity, RNA polymerase II-specific. Gene Ontology annotation, biological process: regulation of transcription by RNA polymerase II. Gene Ontology annotation, cellular component: nucleus. Bases 875 to 3040 code for a protein of 721 amino acids. Lineage: Eukaryota; Metazoa; Chordata; Actinopteri; Cyprinodontiformes; Poeciliidae. The transcript is spliced from 2 exons. The record is from RefSeq and is a predicted model, not a curated record.
GUCAUCCUCGGCUCACAUCGACGGGAGCGAGUUGUAAGCAAAUGAGAACAUGUGUGGCAUCUGAGAAAGAGAGAGGGAGAGAAAGGAGUAAGAAGGAGGUGUGAGAAAAGCCAAUUUUCUCGUCCCUGACAACUGGAUGCGAGAUUUGAUUGCCGGGCUAUUUUUUCUCUUCUUUUUAUAUAUCUGUAUAUUUUUUUCUUCUCCCACCCAAGGAAAUGAUCGAUUCGUCACAUGCGCACGCCUCUUCAUUAUAAUUGCAGACAGUUGGGGUGCUGUUCAGGCUGAAUGGACUUGAAUAUGUCGCUGCCAGCGUAAUCCGUGCAGACUGGAAGAUUUAAUAAUUCACGGUAAUCACGCAUUAUCGCCUCAGUGGAUGCUCUCUGCACAGCCCUGGUGAUUUUUUUAAAAACCCCUCCUCAUCUUAUUCUUUCCUGAUUCUUCACGUUGUCUUCUACGGGAUUUAUCGACGGCUGCUUUUGCUUCCUUAUCUGAAAUAUCAUCUGUUGCUGCAACUGGAAUGAAAAGCCCCCGUGACUGGCUGAGGAACGCUGAAGACUUAGUGUAAUAGGAUGAGACGGAUUGAAUAAGACAUAUUUUUUUCCAAUAACAUAGCACUCUAGUUAAAAUGGACAAGAAAUUGCUAUUAUUUUUAUUACUACUCUUAUCUCUACACACAAGGUUGUGAUUUUAUUUUUUUUUUAUUCAUGAUGAUUGUCCUACUCCAGUGAAUUGGCUCUGAUUGAUUCUGACUGAGCUUAAUAGGCAUAUUACAAAGCAGAUUCCAACGUGAAGUGCUGCUAAAGACAGUUUCGUCCCUUCAUUUCGUUUUUUAUUUUUAUUUUUUAUUUUAAUAUAUUUUUCUCUAAAGGGAUAAAUGUUGAUGAUGGAGGACGACGAACUGGACGCUCAUCAGGUUGAUCCGGACUUCGAGCCGCAGAGCCGGCCUCGCUCUUGCACCUGGCCACUGCCAUGCCCGGAGGACUUCCCCGGCGGACAAGAGGUGAGCGGGGGUCUCCCGCUGGCCAGCAUCAAAGUGGAGCCGGAAGACGUGCCGGCGUGCAGAGCCGGGCUCGCGGGCGGCAAUCCGGCAGAGCUAAAGCACCCGACCGGGGCCCCGGCACCCACGGUCGCGACGCACCCGUGCCUGGCCGGCGCAGCGCUCGACGUGACCGGGUCCUUGCGCAAAGCCAAGUCCUCACGUCGGAACGCGUGGGGAAACCAGUCCUACGCGGAUCUCAUUACCCGCGCCAUUGAGAGCACCCCGGAGAAGAGGCUCACGCUGUCACAGAUCUACGACUGGAUGGUCCGUUAUGUGCCCUAUUUCAAGGAUAAGGGCGACAGCAACAGCUCGGCUGGCUGGAAGAACUCCAUUCGACAUAACCUUUCCCUCCACACUCGAUUCAUCCGGGUGCAAAAUGAAGGAACAGGGAAGAGUUCCUGGUGGAUGCUAAACCCAGAUGGAGGAAAGAUGGGAAAAGCCCCAAGGCGACGGGCGGUCUCCAUGGACAAUAGCACUAAAUACUUAAAAAGCAAAGGCAGGAUCAGAGGCAAGAGAGUAGGUCGUCCUGGGAUUGGAGCAGGAUCUACUGUAGGGGGCCUACAAAGCUCCCCAGACCAUGGUAGUCCAUCACGGAAAGCCCUCCCAGGGCCGGGAGUUGCAUCUGGGACAGAUGGAGAGUUUGACGCUUGGACUGACCUCCAUUCUAGGGCUAGUUCAUCAGCUUCCACCUUAAGUGGACGUCUCUCACCUAUCCUAGCAGAGGGAGAACCAGAGGAACCAGAAGAAGGUGGUCUAUCCUGUUCUGCCUCCCCUCACCUUUAUCCAUCACCAACCAGUGCCCGCUCUCCAUCAAUGGGGGCAGGAAAUCACUGUCCUCCACUUGAACAGCUGCCUCAACUGGCUAACCUAGCAGGUGCCAUAAGUUUAGAUGAGCAGAUGAUGGAAGAUGGUUAUCAUCAUCAUUGUGCACAGCAACAUCAACAACAUCCUGCUGUUGGCCGAAAUAAGCACCAAACUUCUGUGUAUCACUACAACUCUGGAAUGAAGGGGCAGGUCUCCUAUGGUGGAGGAGUCUACAACACAACAGGGAUGGGUAUUCUUCGUCACCACUCACCAAUGCAGACCAUUCAGGAGAACAAGGCCACCAGUUUUUCUGGAACCAUGCGGGCAUACUCGAGUACAAAUGCACUACAGAGUUUACUGACAGGAGGUUCUGCCGCGCAACAUUACGGUUCUAAAGACCUGAUGCUGGGUCAGGAGAGGGAAGGCCAUCCUAUGUUGGGUCAAGCGAGUAAUGGAGUAGGACCCAACCACCAUAGCCACCGUCCCGUGCACCACAAUGAAAUUCAUAACCAUAAUAGAACUCACAACCACACCACUGGUCAUAAUCAUAACAGUGUAAGCAACCACAACCCACCUCACAGCCUUGCUCACAAUGGUCACAAUCUCAGCCGGAGCCAUACCCACACACCGCCACGAGCGGCAGCUCUGACCCCAUGUGGAAACAGCAAUCAGCUACAGACUUACAGUCACAAAGCUCCCUACUUGUACAGCCCCCCAUCCCAUGCUCACCUUCCUGCUUCUACAACCCUCCCCCCUAACCCAGCGGGUAUGCUUGGCAUGCCUCAGGAUUCCUGUCAUGUGGCUUCCACCCCACACCCUCGUCACAGUCAUUACCCAGACUCACAACACCAGGGCUUGACUAAUGGACCCUACCAUCAUGGCCAGGGAAUGGGUAAUGGCAGUGUUGGGAGUAGCUACCAUGGCUAUCACCAGCCUUACCCUCAUGACAGAUUACCAGCUGACUUAGACAUCGACAUGUUUCAUGGUAGCUUGGACUGUGAUGUGGAGUCCAUCCUCCUACAUGACAUUAUGGACUCAGGGGAGGAGAUGGAUUUUAACUUUGACUGCUCCCUUGCUCAGGGGGUUGGGAUUGGAAUGGGAAUGGGAAUGGGUGUGACUAUGGGCAUGGGAAUGGGAAUGAGCGGUCUGGCUGGUCCACAGCAGGCCCACAGCAACCAGAGCUGGGUACCUGGCUGAACUGAAAAAUAAAUCCUCUAAAACUGCGGUCCAACUUUUGAAGCACUGUGCCCUACCAUGACAUUCCUGGCUCUGAACAAAGCCUAUAGGACCAAGCAUCCCUAACCUAUCUUUUUUGUUGUCUUACUCUAUCACCCCUACUCUGUUUAAUCCCCUUCUUACUGAGAGAUCGACUUCAUGUCAGAUUAAUUUUUCUUUUGAAUCAGCUGUACUGUGAUGACAAUCUCUCAGCUGUGCUUGCCCGGCAUCGCUUCUCAUUUACCAUGAGAACUGAACUCUGAAUGCACUUUAUUGCAAGUGGGUCACAUCUCACGGUGCAAUGCCUUCACAGAGCAGCUCAGGCAGAGCUUGGCUUGUUUUCUAAGGUGCAUGCAACAUUUGACAGGAACAAGCAAGGAACACAACUAAUGAAAGCGUCAGAAAUAGGAACUAAAAAGGCGGAUUUUUUUUCUGGUGCGGCAGAGAAUAAUUUACAAAUUUCUACUAAUGUUGAUUGGAUGCUUGAUUACAGUGAUUCUGUAUUGGGGUGCAAAAUGUACUCAUCUAAAAUUUCAUAAUUUCUUACAAUAUUUAAAAGAUGAGUUCUGACAGUGAUUUAUUUGACAUUUUUUUAUUAUGGUUAAAAUUUAUUUCAAAUAAAUUUAUACACAUGCAAAUUCAGAAAUUCUAAUUGAUUUUUCUUCUGCAGCCAUGUUAUUUAAAUUUUUCUACAUUACGUUACAAAAAUUAGAUUUUUUUCUUGAAUGUAACAUGUUAAGACUGCAAUGACAUUGGUUACUAAACAUUGGUUACUCAUAAUAUCAUUAAAUGCAUGCCAUCAUUAGUGGCAAGCAUGUAAUUUGGCAAAUUACAGAUUUUUUAUUACCUUGCUUCAUCUGCACUUCUUGAACUGGUUUGUCUCUCCCCUGUCUCUGUCUGGUGUUGCAGACAAAGUGACCAUUCCUCACAUCAAGCCAUUAAUGUGGCUUGAUUGAAAUUCAGCAUCUUGCUUUUAAUCUCCAAAGUGAUGCAGAGGCAAUGUGUCAUUAUUGAGAAUUUAACGUGUUGUCCUUCCUUGCUCACCCUCAGCUGUCUUUAGCAUAAUGCACCAGGAGCAUUCAGACAAAACGGUGAUUAACUUUAUGUCACUCUGCCUGCCGCUCUGCUCUGAGAAGGGGCAAUGUCACUGUCCACUUUCCCGCUCAAGGAGGGUAAAUAAUACAGAGAACAAAGCCUGUUGUUGCAGUGGGAUCAGUUAGUCUCAGUUUUUAUUCUCUUUGGAUCAAUGUGUCUGAAAAACAGUAGUGUACUCAUAUCGUAAAUGAUCUCCGUCAUCUGUGUUAUGUUCCUUUGUUUUCAAAUCUAAUAACCUGAUGUUCAAUCUGUAAAACAGGUGCAAAGGGAAAUAUUUAAAGGGACAGGUAUGGAUUUUUGAAUUAAGGUUCUGCAAAAAGGUUAUCUUCUAAAAUGAUACAAGAAAUAUAUAACUGUCUUAGCAUCUUCCUUAAGUCUAAAUCAAGAUUGGUUGAGCCUAGAGGAUCAAGCUAACUUCUAGUCCAAAGUGGACUUAUUUUGUCUUGAAACAAAACCUUUGAUCUGAAAAGUGUACAAACUCUAUUUUAUAAACCUUUAAACUAUUGUCACAUUUGCAUUGGAUAGUUGUUGGGACUGACAAGGGAAAUGAUGGUAGGUGGUGUGCCACCAAUAAUCUUCCUUUUAUAAAAGAAUGCUAAGUGGAAUGUAAAUCACUCUUCUUCAGAGUAACCACCUAAAAGAAUGUGUAAAAGGCAAUAAAAUAGUUAUAAACAACAAUAAUGUUUCUGCUUUUUACACUUAUGUCGUGUCUUAAACAUUUACUCUUACCAGAAAUGCUUUAUAGCUUCUGUUCUCAGUAUGUGUUUCGCACAGGAAGAUAAUUUGUGGUGCAUUGCCUCCCACCUGUUUUGUGUAAAAUCCACUCAAUGCAAACAUGACAGUGACAGAUGUUUCAAAAGGUGACAUGGAGGUGGUGUGGGAAAAGAGGGUGAGAAUGAUAUACUUGAGUUAAUACACCAAGAUUUGAUAGAAGCCAUGCCAAAUUUCAGAAAUAAUAUGUUGUUUCCAUUAAAUAUAGGCUGACAUUAUUUGCUUUUAUCUAACCUUAAUUUAACUAAGUGAACUACAAAUCUCUAUCUAUCUAUCUAUCUAUCUAUCUAUCUAUCUAUCUAUCUAUCUAUCUAUCUAUCUAUCUAUCUAUCUAUCUAUCUAUCUAUCUAUCUAUCUAUCUAUCUAUCUAUCUAUCUAUCUAUCUAUCUAUCUAUCUAUCUAUCUAUCUAUCUAUCUAUCUAUCUAUCUAUCUAUCUAUCUAUCUAUCUAUCUAUCUAUCUAUCUAUCUAUCUAUCUAUCUAUCUAUCUAUCUAUCUAUCUAUCUAUCGAUAAAUAGAUAUAAUUAAUUUUUUUUUACAGGGGUAUCUUGUCAUAAUAAUUGCAGGUACAAGAAACUCAUUAUAAACAAUAGACAUUUGAUUACUGGACUACAAUUUGGCCAAUAAUCAAAUGUCAGUUUAGUCAAUGCCAGUUUAGCACUAACUGCUAAGUAAAUAAAUUAAUAAAUAACAACUGUUGAAAUUCACUAAAACUUAUGUUCAAUGCACUUAAAUUGUGUUCAUUAGAUCUUUCUGGCUAGGCAGGGUGAUUAAUGGGUCAAACCAAUGCGUUAAAGGUUCAUAAAGCUAGUGCUCAUAUUAGACAUUUUUUAGACUGAAGUUGUUUUAAGACAGUAGAAAACAAAAUUAGUUUUGGUCUCUUUCAAACUACAUAGUAGUGUCAUGUUACAGGGCCAUCUAAUCUGGAUUGAUACCAACAGAAUAAAUAAUGUGCAGGUAAGACAUUAACUGAGUAUGAAAUUCUAGCAGAGCCACACUUCAAAAAUCCUGAACUACUUCUUUUCAAAACAAGCAGUCUGAAUGGUUAUAAUAAAGAAUGGGGUCAAAAUGCCACACAAUCAUUCACAUCUAGUUUUUGUGUGUUUAUUCUGUUGUCUUGUAGUUGUUGUUGUAUUGUUCGAAGUCUAAGGAGCAGACGAUGACAGGACUUGAAACAUCAUAGCAUAUGAAUUGAAUCCAUUGGUGAAAUUAUGUUGUUAUAGUGCAGUAUGACUUUUCCAAGAUCCAAUGCCAUCUGCCCCUCCCGUAUGUGCUUUGCUUGGUUGUUUUGUUGGUGAGGGGGCGUGUCUGCAAUUUGGUUUACCACUGGCCUUGAGAGAGCUAAAGAGAAUAGGAUACACCUCUUCUGAAGGUACACCAAGAAGACUCCACUUUCUGCUCCAAGCACUCAUACAUAAAAGAAACACAUUGUAAGGGGAUGAAGGGUGGAGUGGGUGUUAUUUUUUCAGCCAAAGGUCAAGCAUGGCACAGACUAUCAGACCCAAUAUUGAGGUAAAUUACAUUUCUUUCAGGCCUUUUAGUUGCGCUGGUUCCAGUUAAUCUUUGUGGAAAAUGCGUGAAAUUUUAUAACUACUCCGACCUCAAGAAGCAGUUAUGUUCUAUUCUAUGCUACAGAUGUUUAGCAAUCCCCUGCUAUUGGAAAGAGAGCUAUAUAUGAUGUCGAAUUUUCUUAUAUUUAUUUAUGAAAGAUAUCUGUCUUUGUCAUUCCUAAUUGUAAUUGAUGUACAAGUCCAAUGUUGUCCAUUUUCUGUUUUUUUUUAAGUUGAUCUUCUCCUUUUGACAGUUUUACUGACUUUUAUUUUGUAAAAAAUCUCUCUCUCUCUCUCUC